CCCUCCCCCUGUAAUGUAAUGCUCCGUUGUUGCUGGGCUGGCCCAGGCACUGAGCGGGAGCCGGGAGGGUCUGGGCACAGACGGAGCAGCAGCCAUGGCCUUUGUGUACACUGCUAUCAGGGUGCUUUUGGGGCUUUUCUUUGCACUCAGCGGAGUGAUCAAACUGACUGAUCAGAUCUCAGCAGAGGUGUACCAGACGAUGAAGUCCAAAUUUGUGCAUUAUGCUGAUGUGUUCCCUCUUAAAGACUUUGGUUUCAAGCCCGAUCCUGACCAAUACAUGCUGGCAGUAGGAUGGGUGGAGUUAGUGGCUGGAAUACUGCUGGCUGUCGGUCCUCAGAUUCUGCAAGAGAUUAGUAACUUCGUGCUGAGUAUAAUAAUGAUUGGUGCAAUCUACACUAUUUUAGUACUUAAUGAACCAGUCGCCAUGUGUGCUCCUGCUACUAUCUCUCUGGGACUUCUCUUGUUGCUUAACAUCCGGGGGCGAGGCAAAAGAUCCAAAUCGAAGCCUGAGUGAGAAUAACUGGACGUCUUGUGGACCGACGCCGGACCAAUCACUUUCAUAGUGUAAACCACUGUCUUACAAUGUGGGGACUUUUAAGAAGUAUUGUGAGCCUUCUAUCUGUCUAUGUUAACCAUCUUGCUAUUCAGCAAGUCAAAUAUUGCUCAGCUGUUUAUAACUGAGAUUAAAACAAAUUGUCAUACUGCUAAAACGUGCGGAUGAGUGUUUAUAAUCGGAGUACAGAUAAUCAUAUGUUUUCCAAUAAUAAAGCCAUUUAUUUUCAACAAAAA
This is a messenger RNA of Pseudophryne corroboree (corroboree frog), 789 nucleotides long. RefSeq names its product transmembrane protein 35B (gene TMEM35B). The record is from RefSeq and is a predicted model, not a curated record. The transcript has 3 exons. Bases 95 to 514 code for a protein of 139 amino acids. Lineage: Eukaryota; Metazoa; Chordata; Amphibia; Anura; Myobatrachidae.